Molecule: messenger RNA, 579 nt
Organism: Phanerochaete carnosa HHB-10118-sp
Lineage: Eukaryota; Fungi; Basidiomycota; Agaricomycetes; Polyporales; Phanerochaetaceae
Exons: 7
Coding region: 48-419 (123 amino acids)
Source: RefSeq, a predicted model, not a curated record
GCGAGACUCAACAGUCUGAGGGCAGCGACGAUAACUUUGCGGCCACAAUGGCCCAGCAAGUUCAAUCUUCCUGGGAGAAGAAAAAGGGAGAAAGCGAGGCUAAGUUCUUAGCUGCAGCCAGGGCCGAGCUUGGUUCCUGCGGCAAACGGGGGGCGGCCAUGUUCGUUAGAGAGACUGAAGAGAUGCAUGCGAUCCUGGAACAUUUCGUGUCCGAUUACGCUGCUCUGGAAGACAAGAUCCGUGGCCUUUGGCAGCGACUGUUGAUAUCACAAGCAAAUUCACUUGAGUCUAACAGGAAGUUGCAUGUCGCAGCUCUCGACAUGGAUCAGACACGCGAGAAGGGUCAGGUCCGGGGCAUGGCAAUCUCAAAGAAAGCCGUUGAAGACUGCAACAAAUUUAUUCUGGCAUUAUCUGAGUGACUGUAUGCAUCAUACGUCGGAGAGCUGCCACCUUCUGGAGCCUGAUUGUGCUCAUGGACUCGGACGAUAGCCAGGCCUAGUCAGGGGUAGCUGCGUAUAAAGGGCAAUGUGUCUACGAUUGUGGCAUGCUAUGGGAAUAGCCGAGAUUUUCUUUCCGUGA